Molecule: messenger RNA, 678 nt
Organism: Mycena citricolor
Lineage: Eukaryota; Fungi; Basidiomycota; Agaricomycetes; Agaricales; Mycenaceae
Source: the annotation of a GenBank genome assembly
AUGGCAGUUCCUGCAUAUGAAUUCAAGCCUGCGAAGUUGUUCUCAACCGAAGCCCCAGUUCCGUCUCUCCCACCACAACCUGGUUUGUUCUGGAAUCCAGACCCAGAUUCUAACCCAAUCCUGCCAACCACCACGCCCAUGACCCAUCCGUCCACCCCAUCUGCUGCCGCCGCACCGUCCGGUGUAACUGGCAACGCAGAACUUCUUCUCGGAUUGCUGCGUCAAAUUGGAAUGCCAUCUCCGGUCAAGGGACCAACCUCGCGCACGGUUCUUCACCUGGAGAACACAAAACUCCGUAGCAUUCUCAAAGCAGCCAAUAUUCAACUGCAGCAGGAUCAGGCACAGAGGAUGCUUUUGGAGUUGGAAAAUAAGAAGUUGCGCGAGCUCUCUUUUGCGAAGAAGAAUCGAGGAAAGCACAAAUAUAUCACGGGAGGGGUGCGUCUGCUUACACCGGAGGAGACGCUGCGAGAAGAGAUCAAACAGGAAUGGGCGCUCGUGUUCACCCAACUGGGUCGACUUCUGAACCACGUUGAGAAAUGGAUGUCUGAGAACAGUCGAGAGCAUACUGGCUUUUUGAGCAUCCCACCACCACACAACUUUGAUUGGAGCGCAGAGCAGGCCCAUUCUGAAUGGCUCAAUGCAGCGCUGGCUCGGAAGCUUUGGUGCCCACGUAGUUGA